UCUCUUUAUAAUCCAUCUCAGAUAAGUAAUGGUAGUCUUGAUCAUCCCUAUCAUCUUCCUCUUCCCAGCCGUCUACGCGAAAACCAAAGAGAAUCAGAGAGCCGAAGGACCUCAAACAAAUAGCUGGUUGCGUUAAAGAGGCGUGGAUACUUGCAGGAGAUUGGAACACGUAUGCCGAUCCGACCGAGGCAGUCCAGGCAAAUGCAUGAAGUUGAAAAACAGGAUCGACGAAUGUAAGCUUCUCGACACACCACCCAGCCUAUGAAAUCCCUACCUACCAUUCCAAGACCCAAGUCUGUAAUUCCUACUGCCGUGCUCCAUUCGGAAAACAGGCCUUAGAACGCUAGUUACUCGACUGUGCCUUCAAGGAAGGUCUGGAACCUGAGAGGUGAGUUCUGAGAAGCCAACCGCAUUCAUUGGUUUUGAAAAAGAAGAAAGAAAGUAAAAAAGGCUUAAUUACUAAAUAUGGCUAUCUUUAACUACACCACUUUUUCCAACGUUGCUUUCCCUAGGACUUCGUUAUUCGCAAUUAGGAAGGGUGUAGAUGUACGCAGCUUCUCCUCAUGUUGUUGGCCGGAGUAAGGAAGAAAGCGUAGUAGUACAAUGCUGAACAUUCCGGAGCAAUGGAAGUUUAUCUUGCCGCUGUGUAAAGUGUCGCAUUCCCCUAUUCUUCGUCCGAUGCCGAAGCAUCUCCCUCUUAUUAGGGUAGGACCCCUGAAGAAAUUUCCAGAGAUAUACGAGAAGGCGCGAAGCGUGGAUGGAGUUUGCUUAGGGGAAAAGCAGUCCAACUAUGGGCUCAUACUAGUUUGGCAUUAACAUGCUUGGUAUUGGCAUCCCCCUGAAAGAAGGCUAGGCUUAUUCACCUACCUCUUCUUGCUGGAACGUGAGCUAUUGCUUUGGUCAACAACCAACGCUUGGAAAGUAAUAGUUCUAAGAAAGAGCAAACUGCUAAGCCUGAGAAGAAGAAUCAUAAAAAAUCAUAGAAUGCUAACAACCAGCUUCUUCCAGCUUUGUACAUCAUUUAUUGUAUCGUUUAUGGGUGCUUGUACAUCAUAAUAUCCUCUUCAUAUCUUUCCUUUCUCGAGUGAGUGGUGGGAUGGAUGUCCUACCACGAACGGAAGCUGACAGAGCAAUAUCUAUUCAUAUGCUUCGUAAUCCUUGAUUUCCCAAAGAUAAGAUUCCUUGCCAAGCCAAGACUCUUGAGUGGGAUAUUUCAACUACUUUAAAGCGAGGAGGUGAAUGAGCAAGCAAAAGGUAGGCUAGGCGGUCUCGCCCAUCCCAUGAUUGGUGGACUUCCUGCUAUUUCAGAGUAAGCAUCAGCAUCUCUUCCAUCUUGUUCUGGGCCAAGCAAACCAACUAUUUAGUCCAGGCACUCGUAUUGAAAUGGAAAACAUGCUUCUUUCUGCUAUCGACCAAUCCGGAUCCGAGAAUGAUCUGCCCCAUCGUUAUUAGUAAAUGUGGGGUGUAGUGCUGGAACCUUUAGUUCUGUGGGCGUACAAAGCAUGUGGCUUGUUUGACUUGACCUAUGGGAUGGGGGUACCAAUCUUCGUUGCAUUCAGGAUUGACCUGAGGAAUGGGCCGGAGUAUCAGAAUAGAUGUGCUUCGUGCGACUCGUUUCGACUAGCAUGAAAUCCGGAAUAACAAGAAACCCUUGUGCAAGUCGAUGAUUGAUUGCUUGAGAAACAGAAGUAUGACAUCUCUUUUUUCUCGUAUUACAACAACUAGGCUAUUCGGAUUGCUUUGCAUGCUAUUCUUCGAGUCGAAGCUUGUCCCACCUAAGUGCCGUGCUUCAUUCUCUGCGGCAAACCUCAAAUCACUCAAAUAAAAAUCAUAAUAACCGAGGCCCGAGGCUAGUCUUCAUUCUCGUAUCCCGAGGCGGCUUUCUCUAUCUUUAACCCGAGGCUAGUCUUCCUGGGGAGGAGUUUCUUGCCCGGUUCCUAGCUUUGGCUGGCAGGUUGAAAGUUGCGUAUUCAUUCAAUAGAAGCAGAUCCCUAAUCUCGAUUAGUAACCUUUGUAGGUCAUUGUUCUGUCAGGGUUUCGAGGGAUAGGGGCUGGCCGACCACCGGAUCAAGAGAAGCAUUAAGGAGAAGCAACUUAGAUUGAAGCUUUUCAGGUCGAUGACUUUAUAUCAAAAUUUAAUAUAACUUUUUAUGUUCGUCACAUUAGUAGUGACUCACUCCCUUACCCAAGUAAAGUCAUGAAAUACUUCUCUUUACUAGAUCCUGGAUCCUGGCUACUCUACUUACUAGAGCUAGAGCUCUACUCACUUCAGUAAGAACCUUCCUUCCGGUUGUCACAUUUCUAGCUAGUGAUAAAGAUCUCUUUCGAGUUCGGAGCAGGGAGGAUAGCGAAGCGAUUCAUACAUAGCCUUUCAAGGUAGUGGAACUGGCAAGUGUCUGGAUUGGAUGGACUUCCAUGCUUUGGCGGAACACUUCACUUAAUGAGUGAUGCCCAUUAUACUACAAACCUUUUUGAGAGAGGACUUUGCCAACUAGGAAGUCUGCUAUCCCAACCAAUCGACCAGGAUCGAGUGCACGAAUCGCUUGACCUAGUAUGAUAUAAAGUGCCUCCUUCGAGUGCAUCUAUAGAGCAUCCUUUCUGCAUCCUGCAUCUGCUUCAGGAAUGGAUCAAACUAGGUUGUCGGCGGAAGUAGUGGUAGUGGCAAGGUAUCCAUGGUUUUCGGUGGAAGUAGAGUAUCCACUUAAUCGUCUCCUGUAUCAUUCCUUUAGCUUGCGGAGGCCAGGUUGUAAAAACCAAUUAAUUGCUUUAGCAAAGAGUCUGGCUCGACUUCUUACCUUGAAAUCUGGAAACUUCCAUCUAGAUCGUCGUGGCAACUCCACUUCCCCACUCUUUCCGCUUUGAAGCGUUUCUCUUAAAGACAAAUGGGUUCUCUUUCUGUCUUCGUAUCCAGAAGCUAGAGAUAGGUUCGGUAGUAGGGCAUGGUUAAGUCCGUGUCAGAAUGAAGUCAGGGUUUCCGGGUGCCUUGUUGGAAUCUUACUCGUAAAAACGAGUGCCUUGUUGGAAUCUUGCUCGUCAAACUAGUAAUAUAUCGUAUUUAAACGUAUGCGAGGAUUGCUUUCUUCUUUCGUUCUCAAACUGAUCGAAUCAAUGGCCAGGAUAGGAAUGUUCCCUGAGAAGAGGGCAGGGCAGAGAAGAAGGCCGAGUAGAAAUACCUCCGAUCUCGAUUCCUUUCAUGUUUUGGUGCCGCUAGCCAUCAUUCCUCGUUUCUCGAGAAUCUCCGUUGAUGUCGUUUCCAGAGAAUGGCUUAAGUGUUGAACUUCUAAAAACCAUGGCCUUAUCCAAAUAAACUGGUGAAAGCACCAUCCUUAUCUAGAGAAAAUAAGUGACUUGAUUGACCCGUUUCCUUUCUGGGUCUGGUGAUGGUUUAGCUUCCGGUGUCCCAGGAUGUGGUAGUAUUUAUUGGUCCCCAACCAACCAUGCCUUGCGCCUAACUUGACUCUGCAGCCCUUGCUUCAAAGUAGCCAGCCGACGAAACCAAUGUUAGAGCCUGUAACUUAGGACAGAACAGCCUUGCCUUUCUUAAACAAAAGAGGGAACUGCCUUUCCUUUCUCAAACAAACCUGUACUGGGUGAAUGAAAAAAAGGAAAUAGCUGGUUACUUUUGAGAGUACAGCUGCCGAAACAGCUUCUUCCUGUAGGCGUUAGCCGAUUUAGUAUCAGAGGAGUACCUGUGAAGUAAAACUUUUGUCUGUAGCUCAACAAGUUCCGUUUUCUUGUAAUAAUAGAAGUUCAGUGCGGAACAAGAUAAGUUUUUCCUUUACAAUGUUUUUUAUUACCAUACUACAGUACAACAGUAAGUUCUUUCUUCUGACCAGAGCCAGCGCUUUAACUAGUUCUACUCUCCCAGCCAGCUAUCCUUCUUCAAACUAGAGAGAGAGCUAUCCAUAUUCCUAUUCCUGUGACCUAUCCUUAUAUCUCGAGCACUACUUCUAUCACCGAUUUCUUACUUCUCUCCCAACUUUGCCUAACAACCCGAAUCUCUUUCCUGUAGCUAGUCGCUGAUAGUCAGUCUAUCUCCUUUCCUUGCAAACUCUCUAAGCUUUAGGUAGUUCGCCGUGCGAUGGGCCUGAGGAUCUAUUCCAAAGGGUGAUGGGUCGUGGGUACGACUCUUCAGAAGGCGCUUUUGCCAACCACCGAGCACCAACAAAUGAAGAGAGUUACCACAAGUAUGAGACCACUGAAACUACUUCGCCUGCUUUGAAUCAGAGCAAACUGCUUUUAAGUAUAAGACCACCAAUCUAGUACGCAACCAUUGCCUAUUAUGCCAUCCAUAUUGUUGACUUUCACAGACCCACUAUGACUGCCUACGCCCAUAUAGAUAGAGAAAAGUUCACCUAAGGAUAAUAAAACGUUUGAGGAAGGUUACCGCUUACGAUAUACCUAUAUAUAGAUAGUGUAGUGUUGUAGUGUGUUAAGUAGAUCGGUCCCAUAUAAAGUUGCAAUGUAUCUGCAAUGAGUUCAUCUACUCCGGGGUGUUCUCCGCACUUCUCAAGAAAGAAAUAGUUGGAAAUUCCCCGGAUCGUCUGCGCUUGGCUUGGUAUUCUUAUACUGAAUCGCUGUUGGAUAAAAGAAAGCAUAAAGUUUUUAAGCCUGCGUUCUCGUUGGCGAAACCACUAGGAGGCAACCAUGAAAGCGGUUUCUAUGUUUCGAUCGAACCAACACAGCUUUACGCUUCUUUCCAACUCUACCCACGCUUCGGGUUCGCACUUACUUUACGCCUUACCGAACUUGGGCUUAGUUCAGCCAGCUUCGUAACAUGCCUGCUCAAAGUGAGUAGUUGGAAGUUCCUGUAAGCAUCUUCCCAUGAAUUGACGUAUAUAAGCGUAGUUAUCAGGUACGCCGUGAGCUGGAUUCUAUCCCCGAGGAUAGAGAUUGAUGGGUAAUAGUUUUGAUAGAAAACUCGUAUGUUAAGUUCUCUAGUUGAUGUGAUGCGGCUCGAUUCAUCAUUGCUCUCACAUCAAUGUUUUCGGUUCCCUUUUUACUCUCCCAUUUUCAUAGAGAAAGAUGUUCUGAUUCAGUUCUCUCUGAAAAGGAGGGGCCCUUAGGGACACAGUAGUACCAUUUCCAUUGUGCGAAAGGUCGUGUCCUGGUAGCCUCUCUGCUGUAGACGGUCUCAUUGGUAAAUUCUUCCAUUUCUGAAAUUGUCAAAUCGAGAUUGUGUGGGUGUUCAGUCUACUCUACCGCUCAUGAAAAGAUUUCGUUGGGUAGAACCAAGUCUCUUUUGGGAGCAGAUUGUAUUUGAUUUUAUAUAGUUACUCCAUGAUGAUGAUGACUAGAUGGAGUUCCACUGAUAUGAAGAGAAGAAAUAGAAUAUUGGCUAAUAUGGUGCCAAUUCGUAAUUUAAGUUUACCUGAUUAUUAUGAAUAUGAAGAAGAAUACCCUCCAGUUUCAAGAGAGGCAACCAGAGGGGUCUGUAUACUCCUACGAAUAGACAGAUAUUUAUCUUCAAUUGGAAGGAGCAUUCAAGACCGUGAGGUUCUACGCGAUUUCCGCCAACGGUUACUCUUUCCCCAACGCGAGGCUGGGCACAGCUUUUCCGAAAUAUAUGAUGAUAUACGAGCGCAUGGGGUAGAAGCAAGUCGAUUGGGUCAGCCUCUAAGAGAUCUGUACGAUGAGAUGGAAAGGAACGGCGAGAUAGUAAAUAACGGCUCAAUCAUUAUCCCUGGAGGCGGCGGACCAGUAACAGAAAGCCCAUUGGAUCAAUUUGGAAUUCACCCAAUUCUGGAUCUGAAUAUUGGCAAGUACUAUGUCUCAUUCACAAAUCUAUCCUUGUCUAUGCUACUCACUCUCGGUUUGGUCCUACUUCUGGUUUUUGUUGUUACGAAAAAAGGAGGGGGAAAGUCAGUGCCAAAUGCAUUUCAAUCCUUGGUGGAGCUUAUUUAUGAUUUCGUGCCGAACCUGGUAAACGAACAAAUAGGUGGUCUUUCCGGAAAUGUGAAACACAAGUUUUUCCCUUGCAUCUCGGUCACUUUUACUUUUUCGUUAUUUCGUAAUCCCCAGGGUAUGAUACCCUUUAGCUUCACAGUGACAAGUCAUUUUCUCAUUACUUUGGCUCUUUCAUUUUCCAUUUUUAUAGGCAUUACGAUCGUUGGAUUUCAAAGACAUGGGCUUCAUUUUUUUAGCUUCUUAUUACCAGCGGGAGUCCCACUGCCAUUAGCACCUUUUUUAGUACUCCUUGAGCUAAUCUCUCAUUGUUUUCGUGCAUUAAGCUCAGGAAUACGUUUAUUUGCUAAUAUGAUGGCCGGUCAUAGUUCAGUAAAGAUUUUAAGUGGGUUUGCUUGGACUAUGCUAUUUCUGAAUAAUAUUUUCUAUUUCUUAGGAGAUCUUGGUCCCUUAUUUAUAGUUCUAGCAUUAACCGGUCUGGAAUUAGGUGUAGCUAUAUCACAAGCUCAUGUUUCUACGAUCUCAAUUUGUAUUUACUUGAAUGAUGCUACAAAUCUCCAUCAAAAUGAGUCAUUUCAUAAUUGCAUAAAAACGAGGAGCCAAUCAUAGAACUACAUAUGGUCUGAUACUACUAACUUCCUUGAAAAGUGGAAGAGUAGUUAUGUAGGCAGUUGCCGUUCCAGAAAUGUAGCGGUUGCUCGACCAAAGCCGGUCAUCAAAGAGUCAGUAAGUAGUAAUUCUAUCAAUUACCAAUUCGUGGAAUUCUCAUGUUCCAAUCAAUAAGUGUGUCUACUUAAAAGUAAGUUCAACUUGCUUGUGUUAAGCUUUGCUCGAACUUGAUUACUUCCUCGCUCUCCUUCACUCGGUCAAGGGAUUCACCUUUACCUCGUUCUGGUCUUCCAGCUUGAAAGACAAGGUCCUUAUUCAAAACUGGCUCCUUCGAGUUAGUCUUUAUUGUUUCAUAGAAAGGCUUCCUUCUACGACUGGAGUGAAAUCCUCUAUGCUGACAUAAGCGGAGAGGCAAGCAACAACCAUUAUAUUGAACCUGCCCUGAAGGCUUUGUUUGCCUAAGUGCAUAAGUCAAAGAAGGGUUUUCUUGCCGAAAGCAGUGUUCAGACCUCAAUCUGUAGCGGCGCACUUCCCUCUUAUGAUUGCUUUUCAAGGACAUCCGGAUAAGGGGACUGAGAGAGUAGAUAUGGGACUUUUCCUCAUAAAAGCCUAUAUAGGUGGGUGGUAUGAUAGUAAGUCUUUUCCUACUGAUGUGUUCAGUCGAUGGCUUGAUUCUCCUCCGGGCGUGAAUUGGAAGGGCCAAGGGUUUACAAUGAAACAAAUUGCGUAUAAUUUGCACGGCGAUACGAACAGUAUAGAAUUUCUGCACUCCUUAUAUGCAGACUUAGUUAGUCAAGGGAAGGGGUGCAUAGCCAAUACUUCCUUCUCAGAAGUGGCUACGAACCACGGUGUCGGGGGUUCGAAUCCACUUCUGAGCGGGCUGGCGGCUCCACCGGGAGCGAGCCUACUGAAGGAAAGUUUUAUUGUUGAACUUCUAUUUUUAUCCAAUAUUUAUCUUUUGUUUGGAAAAACCAAACCCACAUAUUGAUCUUUAAGUCUCCCUUUCUCUUUUGGGAGCAGAUCUUUCAAAGAUGGGAAAUUCCAAUGAUUCUUUCCGUUUUGUCGAGCCCUGCUUUGGUCUCUGGUUUGAUGGUUGUACGUGCUAAAAAUCCGGUACAUUCCGUUUUGUUUCCCAUCCUAGUCUUUUGCGACACUUCUGGUUUACUUAUUUUGUUAGGUCUCGACUUCUCCGCUAUGAUCUUCCCAGUAGUUCAUAUAGGAGCUAUUGCCGUUUCAUUCCUAUUCGUGGUUAUGAUGUUCAAUAUUCAAAUAGCGGAGAUUCACGAAGAAGUAUUGCGCUAUUUACCAGUGAGUGGUAUUAUUGGACUGAUCUUUUGGUGGGAAAUGUUCUUCAUUUUAGAUAAUGAAACCAUUCCAUUACUACCAACCCACAGAAAUACGACCUCUCUGAAAUAUACGGUUUAUGCCGGAAAGGUACGAAGUUGGACUAAUUUGGAAACAUUGGGCAAUUUACUUUAUACCUACUAUUCCGUCUGGUUUUUGGUUUCUAGUCUGAUUUUAUUAGUAGCUAUGAUUGGGGCUAUAGUACUUACUAUGCAUAGGACUACAAAGGUGAAAAGACAGGAUGUAUUCCGACGAAAUGCCUUGGAUUCUAGGAGGACUACUAUUCAUAUUCAGAACAGAAGGUUCUUCUCCCACAAAGGGGAUGACGCACCUGUCCCCCCCGCUGAUCCGGAAUCCAUUUAAUCUGAUUUGGCAGAGAGAAUAGAAAGGAUUUAUAGGCGGGCCGGGGAGGAGCAAUCUUUAGUAGAAGCCGGGACUACGCCAAGGGAACUUGUAGAUAACGUCCUGCCAGAGGGGGCGGAGCUACCGCUUCUACAAGAAACCUGGGUUCAGUUUGUACGGGACGAGUCACACAGCGAGUUUUGGGUAGAGAUCGAUUCGAUAAUCUGCUAAGGAAAUAUGGGCACGCGGCGCGCGGUGAGCCCGACACCCCCGAUCCCGAUGCUCGAGCCUGAUGCCCCUCAAUCAGGAGGAGGCGACUCAGCGGGGAGCACGGGGGAAGAAAAUUGUCCGGGGGCGGGGAAGGAAAGUAGGAACCUCCGAAGGCCCGCCCGAGUCAAGGAAGCGCAAAAGUUAUUCUGAUUCUGAUUCCGGGGGGGAUGAUGGGAGUGACCCUGCUCCGGAUCCUUCUCCUUUCUUUUGAUUUUGACUAAAAUGAGAGGUGGAGAAAUUGAGUUCUUUUGAGCAGCGUUGUCUGUAGUAGAGUAGCUUUUUUUUUUUUCUUUUACAGAAAGAAGGCGAGGCCCACCUGCCUUCUCUAGGUACUUUACUUGGAAAGGUGUCACCGCCUUCCUUCUUCUCUAGGUACUUUACUUGGAAAGGUAGGUGCGGGAAAGAAGAGCGGGUAUGUGGGCUUCUUUCAAUCGAAACUUUUUUGAAGCCGUCAAACUUUAUCGUUUCAUUAUAGAUGGAUCUAAAACAUUGCGUUGCAGAGUGGAGGCGUGAAGAAGGUUAAGAGAAGCAAGCCAAAGGAAAGAAAAAGCAACUUGAUACAAUAUUGAAGAUAAACACUCAGGAAAGCACUGGGUCAACUGACUCCACUAGCCAGCUUCUGCUUCAGAACUUACUUCAAAGAGGCUGACUUAGCACUUAGCAUAAUGCUUUUGUUCCGGUGCAUAAAAGUAAGUGAGCAGGUGGGUGAGUCCAAAGGUUUUUCCGAAGCGCGAAGGACUUGCAGUUCUAAAAUAGGAAGGGCUCUGUACUCAAAUCAAAGCAAAGUAGUAGUUUCAUAGGUCGUUGUGCUAGAGCUAAGAUUUAUAUGAAAGUGUGAGGGGAAGCCAUUUCCAGCUUCUACUUUCUGCGAACCGGGCUCAUUACCGGCCUACAGUAGCAUUCUACUGUGAGCUUUCUCACUGCGGAUCGCCUUGAUUCACUGAUCGUUGACAGCUACUCAGGAGAGGUUAUCCUUUGCCAGACUUUGUGUUGAGAUGAGUUCUCCGCUUCCCGAAAAGAUGAUUUUUGUCAAUCAGCGUAGAGUGGUGGAUUAUAAAGUGGUACAGUCCGAAUGGGUUGGUUCAAGCUAGCUGUUCUUACUGAACAGGUGUUUUAGCAUUCUUUUCGAAUUCGAAGUUGCGGGGUGCUUUGGCUUUUCAAAGUUCUCAAAGAGAAUAAAGUAAAGGCGCUACGCGUGGAUCGAAUUAAAGUAACGUAAGGUUUCGUAAGAAACAAUUGAAUAAGCGUAUCAAAGAGAAUGAGGUCUAGCACUCCGAAAUACCAUUGAGAAAGAGCAAUAGAACAAGGUUAGAAUAAGAUCUCCAAAAUGGUUGAUGACUCCCACAACUUGUCAGGCUGCAUUCCCGUGAAAUUGUUUUGGGACAAUUCCAGUUUUACUAUCUAUGCGGUAGCUCAGCCAAGUAAUCUGGUAUCUCACCAUUAAGACGGUUACCUAGCAAGUUCAGCUCUGUGAGGUUCUUGCAUCCUUUAAAUGAAUGUCUCUAGAAUACUCCCAGUCAGAUUGUUAUUGUGCAAUAUGAGUGACUGCAGAGAGUUGGCUUGACAUAUCUCGGCUGGGAUAGAAUAGAACCUGAGAGCUGGUUGGUUUCUGCAGAGAAACUAACAAGAUGCUGCAAUGGCAGCGCUGGCAGAGGCCCACGGAACAUGUUUUCUGCAAGAGAUAUGGAUCGAACACUCGCCCUGUUCCGUAUCCAAUCUGGAAUAUGACCCGUAAGUUUGUUCCCUUCAACGAAAAUUGUGGCAAUAGCUUCUAAAUCUGCAAGUUCUUCAGGGAUAGAGCCUGUGAAGGCAUUGAAGGGACGGACAGAUUUUUGAGCGUAAGCUUCUUGCAGUUACUAAGCUCUUUUGGUAUGCUCCCACUGAGCCCAGCACCUUUGCAAACAGCCGAGUUAGAUUGCCCAGCUCACCGACAGAUGUUGGCAGUUCAGCAUUGAAGUAGUUCUCUGAUAUAUAAAGUUCCUUCUUUUGAGACCACCAAUUGACCAAGGGAUGGUGCCUGUGAACUUGCAUCCGGGGAGUUGAAGAACUUUUAGCAGCUUCAGGUUACCAAUCUCUUCUGGAAUGCUUCCACUAAGACCAUUCUGUCUCUAAAUUAGCAAUUCCUUAUUUUCCAGUUGACCAAUCUCCCUAGGUAUUGGCCCCACCAAACUGUUUGAUGAGAGAUCAAGUGUCAACUGGUUCACCAACGCAGUUAUUCCCGGGAAUAUUUAUCCCGUGAGGUUAUUCUGGCUUGCAUCAAGGUGCUAGAGCCGAGACUGGUUACCAAAAGCAGCUGGUAUCGACCCGUUGAAUGUGUUCAUGUGAAGGUCCAGGAUAUCCUCGAGGAUGAAGGCCAGAUCACGCCCAAUUCGAUCCUUGAAAGACCCAUUGCACUACAGCGGCAGCUCGGGCUCGAGCAACGGCGGGAGAUAAGUCUUCUCUUCAUUCAGCAUUCAGUCUAUCUUCGGAAAGCAGCAAUAAUUGAUGCACGCAGACGAUGGUUAAAUGCUUUCUUGAUUUACUACUAAUAGGUGGUGUCUAGACGCUAGGAAAAAGUGAGGAUUAUAGCUUCUGCCCCAUAGACCAUUCGGAAAGGAGUCUGUCCCUUCGGUCUUAUAUGUUAGUAUAGGUUGGUUCUUCCGAAUGCACAUAAGACCACUGGUCACCCUCAAUCCUUAGCAUUGAACUUGACUGAUUUGGCUAAGAUCUGGGGAACUAGAGCAGUCCCCAGAGGGCACUACACAAGGCAGGAGAGGCAAUAGCGAAGCGAAGCCCUAGUUCAAUCGAGGAUGGAUUCAUUGAGUGGGCGAGGAAGAUGAUUGGUAUGGGAAGAUCGGUCUUUCACUAAUGGAGCAUCUCCACCCUAGCCUUGAAGUUGAACAUCCGGGGAUAUCUAAAUAUUGAACCAGUGAUUAAAAAGAAUGGCAAGACUGCGGUUGAAGUCCCAGCUGGAAAUCCAAAUUGCUCGAACACAAAAAAUCUAGACAAAGGAAAGAAACCUGGUUUGCAUAUUUUCGUAUAUGCCCAACUAAUCUAUCGCAUAGGAAGAUCGCCCCUGUAAGUUUAUUUCACACAUUAUGUUACUUUGUUUAUGGUGUGGAAAUAAAUAUCAAUAUUCUAACUUGCCGCUUUCUAUGGAUGCAUCCUCUACUCUAGUGCUUACCUGUCCUACUUUCUUUAAUUCAUUCCUAUUUCCUCUCCUGUACUUAUAUUUAUCUUGCCUGCGGCAGUUUUGUAAUCAAUUUCUACUAGGGAUAGGGAGCGUGAACUUUCUCUCAUCCAGUGAAUGAGUUACCUGAAGAUCGAUGGCAUAUAAAACGCCCUAAUUCAAUAUAAAAUCUGUUAUUUCACUUUCAAAAUGCCCCGUUCGCACUUGCUUGAGUGAGGCGCAAGCCGUUUUCUUGCUAGGCAAGAUAGGUCAACGGAUAGCUUGUUGGUUGAUACGGGACCCCUUCUCAACUUCAUGUGUUUUGUAACUGCCAUAAAGCAAGGCCAUAGUCCAACAUUCCAUCCUUUUCCACCGCUGUAUUGGCUUCUGCUUCUCUUCCUUUUGCCGAGGAAGAUCUGCUUCUCUUGCAUCCUCCAGUCUUAAAUUCCUAUCCGUACUAGACUAGACCUUCCCUUAGCCAUCAACCUACCGAACCCAGGAAUGAGAUCCACAAGGAAAGAGAUUGGCAGAAAUCCAGAAAGAAUGAUGCACAAGAAAUGGUUAGAACCUCGAGAAUAGAUGCGAAUAGCAGCUCAGAUCAGAUCCGAGAUGGAGCAGCAAUAAAGCAAAGAGGAGCAGAAAGGUUCGAAUCGAAUCGCAAGCAGCUGACUAGAGAGAGAUGAGUUGAGAAAUAAAGACUAUCCAAAUAUUGGAUAAGUUGUUUCGUAAUUCAUCUUUGUCAUUGACUUCGGCCUCUCAUUUAUCCUUAUUUGGUAGCUGAGAAGUGAAGCACAACAAAGUUUUAAUAGAUCUCUUCCUGUCAUUCAAUAACCAUCCUUUAUUUUUGCAGUAUAGAGAAGUGAUUAGCCGGUGCCCAGGAUAAGGUAGUGGAACUGGUGCGUAUCAGGUUUGGCAUUAGCUCUUUUGAAUAAUAGAGCUGAGCAGCUAAGAACAGAUAGCAAUCUGGAACAGCUCUGAAAUGCAAAUAAAAUGAUGAUUGGUCCUAGCUUAUGGGUUGCGAUAAGACAGUUUCGAAGGUUCUAGCCAUCUCAAGGAAGUAUAUAAGUAGCUAUCGGCACCUUUUGAAGAAGGAGGCUCGGUAGCAGAGAUGUUGAGUAAAGUCUAGAUGACACGAACCCUAGCAGAUCUGCUAUAGCAAAGUGGUAAGUUACCAGCGGUGUCGAUAGAAUAGAAGAGAAGCAUCAGAGCGAGCGUUAUAGAUCAGUCAGCAUUAGCGACAUCAAUUCUGCUACAGUUUUGUUAAAGAAAGGUGAAUACAUUCUAAAAAGUCUAAAACUCAUCUUAUUUCUUAAAGAGCAUAUAACAACAAACGAUUUCACUUACAAGGGGGUGCAGCUGCAGGAACUGGGUGCUGUGCCGCCCGCUGCCUACUUAAUGUUUCGCUUGCCUUCUACACUUCUGCAAUGGGAGUCACCACAUGAGAUGCUAUUUUUCACCUUUCGCUAUUAUUCGCUCUUGCGUGUCUUUGGAGCCCGAUCUUUCCCUUGCUUACGCCCCUAGAAACUCCGUGAAAAAACCACCUCGUUUUUCCAUAAAUAAAGGAUUCCUAAUAAAGUUUUUACAUAUCAUAUCCCAGCGGUAUUUUUUUAAUAAUUUUUGCAUAAAUAAAGUAUAAUUUCCACAAAAUAACACUUUUAGGCGCCCACUUGAAAUUCAACUUAACGUUGGACGUUGACCAGGCCCUCUCUAUUGCCAGAAUUGGGGACUGGCUCUUCUCCACAACUAGAAAACACAGAACUGCCAGAGGUUUGGUCAUAACCAGCACGCACCCUCGCCAAUUUCGUUCUAAGCUCAAUCCAAGAUUGUGAUCGGGUUGCCUUUCGAUAUAACUUGGUUCAAGCUUGGAUCCAGUGGAUAGAUACUUUAAACGAUGGUAGGAACGGGAGCUACCCUGGAUCACUUGAGGAAGUAAGAACGCAAGUCUCUCAGUUGAAAUUAGAUCGUUCCAGGAUAAUAGCUGAAGCGGCUGAGAACUCCCAAAGAGAAGAGAACCAGCUUAAGGAGCAGGUAUCCGGAGUAUCAGCAAGCUAUAAAUAGCUUUAGGAUUGUAUGAAUAGAGUUGAGGAUCAAGUAUCCCUCAUAUUUAGAUCCCCCGUUGGGAAAAGCCCCUUUUUUAAAUCCUUUCACGCUUUCCCUUUGCCGAAGGCCGGCCUCUUUAGUUCCUACGUUUUCGGAAAAGAAGGUGAGACGCUAGCUAGCAACGGGAAAAAACGAGUAGUUAAAGAUGUGAAUGUAAGACUACUCGAAAGUACUUCCAUUUUUAUUAUAUUAUAUAGUUUCUAAUAGAGAGUACAGUUGUAUCUAUGUGCGAAACGACGAAAGAAAGAUGGAAGGCCCAAAGAGCUCUACAGUAGUGCCCCGGAAUGGGGUCGUAGAGCCGGUAACCCACUCUGUUUAGUAUUUUGAUUUCGUUCAAGGUGUUGCUCUGUCAAAUAGAGAUUGUGUGGGUGUUCAGUCUACCACUCAUGUUCACGUUCUACAAAUCUAAGGGAGUGCUCCUAGACUGGACGACUUCCCGUAAAUAACCUAGUUCAUGUUCCUUUGAAAGAAAUAAAAUGAAAGCUUUUGAAGCGAAGAUGUCAACGCGGUGCUAGGUUUGCGCCGGCCACGAUUAUUUAUAAGUAUAUUGGAAAGAAGAGUGACUAGGCUACGGUCUAACUUUUUCUUCCUAGCGGAGUUCAAUACGAAAAUAAAGGCGCUCCGCGUUGGGAAUGGCGUACGUAGUACGGGUGGUAUUUCCGGUAUAACUGAUCAGGGUUGUUCUGAAAGCAAGUCAAUUGGUGCUUUGGAAAGUGAGUGCCAGAGGCUAGUCACUGCUUGGUUUACAGAAGGGAAGGAAGAAAGAGAUACCGAAGCAGAUUCAGUAUAGAAAAGAAGAAAUUGAUACCAUUCAUUCCAGCUUAUUUGAUACCCACUUAAAGUUUCUAUCAAACCAUGUCUUUUUCUUCGAACGUCAAUCUCGUAGGAAUUUAGAUUGGAAGUGUGGUAUUGAAGGGCGAAGCCUUUACUCUUUUACUUGUUUCUUUGAAUAUAAUAUAACAUAGUAUUGACUACGCACUUCGAAAGAUAAUGGUGUAUUCCGAGGAUCAGUCCGUUUUUUAUUGAAUUCGCAAAUUGAUAGAUCUGGAUGAUUAAAAGAAUGAUUCUUCCCUGGGUAUUUCCCCGCUACCAUUAUGGAAAUUGGAGCUUUUCAAUUCCAUUUUGGAGAUGCUCGUAACGAUUUUUUUCUUUUGGGUGGGCAAGAAAAGGAUUUGACUCUUGAAGAUAUCAACUCAUACGCCUGCUCCAUACAUUAAAAAACAUUUUGGGUACUUUCUAUUAGAAUGGAUAAAUAGAAAUGGGUACAUUCCUCUUUCUCUUUCCUGGCCAAACUACCAAAAAAAA
Messenger RNA from Zea mays, 15022 nucleotides. Its product is annotated as ATP synthase subunit a-like. Gene Ontology annotation, biological process: proton motive force-driven ATP synthesis. The record is from RefSeq and is a predicted model, not a curated record. Bases 5281 to 6513 code for a protein of 410 amino acids. The transcript has a single exon. NCBI's taxonomy places the organism in Eukaryota, Viridiplantae, Streptophyta, Magnoliopsida, Poales, Poaceae. Gene Ontology annotation, molecular function: proton-transporting ATP synthase activity, rotational mechanism. Gene Ontology annotation, cellular component: proton-transporting ATP synthase complex.